Molecule: messenger RNA, 1101 nt
Organism: Gadus chalcogrammus (walleye pollock)
Lineage: Eukaryota; Metazoa; Chordata; Actinopteri; Gadiformes; Gadidae
Gene: mrrf
Product: mitochondrial ribosome recycling factor
Exons: 8
Coding region: 293-1069 (258 amino acids)
Biological process (GO): translation
Cellular component (GO): mitochondrion
Molecular function (GO): ribosomal large subunit binding
Source: RefSeq, a predicted model, not a curated record
CCUCACUCACGUUAGAUAUACAAUUAUUUUCCUUCUGCCAUGCGUCUGUGAAGGUAUUUUCCAUAAACUUAUUUUGGCUCAGAAUAACCUUUACUGAUAUGAUCACAUAUCUGUGGCUUAAAGAGAAACAGAAGGCUCAGAACCAUAUCCCAUAUCUCUGGCUGACUGAAGAGACCUCCCAUGCGGGCCCCCAGCAACCCAGCCAUCAGGAGAGGGUGUGUCCGCAGCUGUACAGGAUACGAGGCUGUAGUGUCAAGUGUGUGAACACCUGUUGUAGAGGUCCUCCCCAGGUAUGGCUCUGAGUCUUGUGUGCCUGCUGCGGCCCGUGUUGGGCCAUGCCCUGGUGCGGCAGCUCAGCUGUCCCAGGGUCCUGACCACGGCCCGGGUCACGACCCCACUCCUCACACACCAGAACCCCCAGCUGACUCCCACCUUUGCACGGUUCUACGCCACCAAGAAGGCCAAAGCCAAGGGGAAGGGUCAGGCGGCCAAAGUGAACAUUAACUCUGCGCUGGUGGAAGACAUCAUCGAUCUGGACGAGGUGAAGGGGGACAUGACGGCCGUGCUCAACACCCUGAAGGAUGACUUCACGCGGAGCCUCAGCAUUCGAACGUCGCCAGGGGCUCUGGACCACAUCGUAGUGACCACCCCAGAUGGAAAGUUUCCCCUCAACCAGCUGGGCCAGGUCUCCAUGAAAUCUCCUCAGCUCAUAGUGGUUAACAUGACCAGCUCCCCAGAGGCUACGGUGGCUGUCACUCGUGCCCUGAGGGAGAGCUCCAUGAAGCUGAACCCAGAGGUGGACGGAGCCAUCAUCAAGGUGCCUCUUCCCAAGGUGACGAGGGAGCACAGGGAGAACCUGGGCAAGCUGGCCAAGCAGCUGAGCAACAAGGCCAAGGACUCCCUGAGGAGGGUGCGCUCCAACGCCGUCACGCAGGUCAAGAAGGCCAAGGAGGAGCACUCUGAGGACACCAUCAGGCUGCUGGAGAAACAGCUUCAGCAAAUGGCGGACAACAUGGCCAUCGACAUCGACAAGCAGCUAGCAUCCAAGACCAAAGAGCUAUUAGGCUAACCAUGCUAAUAAAAGCUAUGCACUACUUAUUA